This is a messenger RNA of Pararge aegeria (speckled wood butterfly), 1953 nucleotides long. Its product is annotated as LITAF domain-containing protein-like. NCBI's taxonomy places the organism in Eukaryota, Metazoa, Arthropoda, Insecta, Lepidoptera, Nymphalidae. The record is from RefSeq and is a predicted model, not a curated record. The transcript is spliced from 4 exons. Gene Ontology annotation, molecular function: zinc ion binding. Bases 169 to 570 code for a protein of 133 amino acids.
AUAGUUGCGAGAACAGAAAAAAAGCAGUUAACAAAAUGACAAAAGUUGUAGCAGUCAGUGUCAACUGUCAGUAAACGCUUCUCAAAUUCUCACUGACGAUCUAACAAAUUAUAUUGUUUUCAAUACAAACAAUUUGUUCUCAAUAACUCAGCUUGGUGGCCUGUGAACAUGGAGAAAAGCAGCUAUCCUCCUCCAUAUGGUUUUAAUAGCAGGCACAUAACGCAACCCCCUCCAUCGGCCCCGCCUAGUUAUUCCCAGGCUGUCGGGGGAGUGGGACCUUCUAGCCCAUAUACUCCACAAUACCAUCCUUCAUCAGGUCCUACAAUAGUGACAACAGUAGUACCAGUGGGACCCCAACCAACUCACAUGAUAUGUCCAAGCUGCCAUUCUGAAAUAAACUCAGAAACACAGACUAAGCCAGGAAUUAUUGCUUAUAUAUCUGGAGCCGUCAUAUUUAUGCUAGGGGGUGUUUUGGGCUGUUGCUUGAUCCCAUGCUGCAUAGAUAGCUGCAUGGAUGUUCACCACACAUGCCCCCAAUGUGAUGCCUACCUUGGACGCUACAGGCGAUAAGUUUCAAGUAUUUCUUUCAAUAUUAAAGAUAUUUAAAUGUUCAAAACUGACACAAGUAACAGUCAUUUGAUUCCACCAUCUCACCAUUCUUCAUAUUUAAAACUGUAACUGCCCUUAGAUAAUAAUUAUACCAGUGUUCAAAACUUUAAAGCAUCACACUUAGAAGAUGUAAUAGAUUCUUUAGGUAAGAAAAAAAUUGUUUUAAGAUCUGUGUAUACUUUAAUAUAUUUGUUUGUACCUAUGUACUUGAAAUAAUGAAUCACAUCUUCUAGUCUAUUUAAUCCAUUAUAUUUUAUAAAUACGUAGAUACAUUUUAUGGAGACAUUUUUAAAUUUUUAUUAUAUUUAUAUUACAAAUUGUAUACACAAUAUCUUUUUUUUAGCAGCUAUACUAAUAUGAUUAAGGUUUGAUCUCUGUUUUUAGAUGACCAAAUCAGCUAAGUGCCAUAGCAACUGGACUAAAACACUCCAUAAUGUUGACAUGAAGUGUUGUCUUGUUUUUUCAAUAUCUUUUAAUAAUUAUAUAGAUAUUAGCUUGUCUUUUUAAGACUAUCAAGUGCACUAGGUAAUAAUUAAUAAAUGCAGCUGUACUCAUGGCUGUUUAUAUGGAAACAAUUGUUGCAUUUAAGAGAGCAACAGGAAUAUUUGAUCUCAUUGCCUCUGUGAACAGGAUGUUGUAUUAGUUUGGGAUUAAGGAUUAUCUAUUGCAAUCAGUUUAUGCCAGAUUAGCUUCGCACCCAUCUAGAGACUUAAAACUACAAAACCGGUUCUAAAUUAGUUUGGUAUACAGACUUAUUAAUACCUAGUAACAUGCUAGCCAGAUAGCUGUAUUUAUUCAUUAUUACGCUGUAAUUAUUCCAGGUAAUUUUAUGUCUUUAUUUGAGUAUUAUGCAAUUAUGCUCACAAACAAGAUCUUUGAAUUUACUCGAAUGUUCUUGCACUUUUUGUGACUCUUAAGAGUCCUUUAACUUCCAAUAUGGCUUAACACCUUUAGGAAUUUAGAUUUUUUUACAGUGUUUGUAAGACAAGAAUUUUAGAGGCUUAUAUUUUUACCACUUGGGCAAUAGAAAUUAAAUACUAUUUUAAUUCAAUGUCUAUGAAAUUCAAUAAGUAUUUGAUUAUCGUCUGUUAUUUUCAAAGCAAAAUAAGUAUUCUAAAAGUGCAGAAUAAAGACAUACAUGUACAUAUGUGAUAAAAUACAAUUCUGAGGAUCUGAUUUUAAUUAUCCAAAUAUAAUAUUACAUAUUUUGAUGUAAGAACAAUACAGCCUAAGGCCCGUGCCUGUGGUUUCAGUGUGUAUUGGCUAUGGAUAUGUUAAGCUAAUAUCCGUCUCAAUACAUAAUAUUGUGUAAUAUUUAUUUAAGCAGUGUCAAAUAUUAAUUUU